Molecule: messenger RNA, 2624 nt
Organism: Amoebophrya sp. A25
Lineage: Eukaryota; Dinophyceae; Syndiniales; Amoebophryaceae
Source: the annotation of a GenBank genome assembly
ACGACUGGUCUGGCGCGACUUGUGCAUCGGAGGAUGGCGAAAAUACCUUUGCGCGGCCACCUUCCCGGUUCGCAUCGUCCUUCAUAGACUUCACGAAAAGAACAAAACAGCAACAACAGCAACAAGAACAAGGAGAAGGGGAACCCCCAGCAUCCCAUCCUCUUCCUCCACCUCGUGUUGCUGCGCAGGGAAACAAACCACCAACAGCUUCGCCUCUCGCUCUACCUUUCUCGAACUCGGAGUCGAGUGACGAGGAUAAUCGUGAUGAUUAUGGUCAUGCUCAUAAUCAUAAUGAAGGCAAAACCGGAGGCCGUGAAGAUGUGUAUGUGCUGCGCAAAGUUCCAGUUCCUUCUAUUAAAGAAGUCGAAAAGCAGGCACUCGCACGAACAAGAUCUCGACAGGAUGAGGUUCAAUCGUUGUGUGCUAAAGAAGGAUCUGAGGCUGACGCUGAGCUGGUCGAGAGAGUCAACAUGUGGCUGGAGGAAGGCAAGGUUUCCAAGCUAGUUCUCGCUGCUGAAGAAGACGCGGUCGAGAGGUGUCCAUGGGCCUACUUCCCAACGAUUCGGACACCGGGCAACGGUAAGGUGGCUCUUCAGGGCCUCCACGACAAGCGAAAUGACAAGCUUCGGAGUAUGGUGAAAAAUGGUAAGCACUGGGAAGAGUGGAUCAAGAAAUGGAUGCUUCUCAAUCCGAAUUGCGGGGAGGACUAUCAAAAGUGGUUAGAUGGCACAUCACGCUCAAGUGAGAAUGUCUCUCUGACGCAGGGCUAUAUGCUUAUGCGUUUCCUCGAUCGAGUUGGGUAUCUCGCGGCUGUCACUUCUAGGAGCGCCAUCGCAGGUUUCUUCCUCCCGCUCUUGAAUAUUGCGUUUACAAAUGUAAUCAACAAGAACAACAUCAAUAUGCAGGCGUCUAGUAUUGCUGCAGAAAGAACUUCUGGUGCUUCUAGUUUUAUCAGUGAUCUUGUUGGCAAUGAUCAGGAGGAGCAGAAGUCGGCGUCUAGUUUUGCUACAACUUCUGCUGCCACUUUUAGUUCUAUCGGAGAUUUCCUUUCGUCCAUGUGGCCCUUCAGGUCUACAACUAGUGUUGCUUCUGCUACUACUACUACUACUACUACUACUGCUGAUGAGCAGCUCCUUGAUUUUGAAGAUCAGCUGAACAUGAAGAUGGAGAUGCGCGAUGUGCAUCAGCGCCUUUUCGGUUAUGCAAGUAUGCAGACGGCACUGCAGGCUUUCUACUCCUUGCGUCAAACGGAAAAAUUGAAUGGGGACGAGGCGAAGACGAAUGGCUUUUCCAGUGUGGUGACAUUCGCCACGCAGAUAUUCGAGGCGAAGACCUUUGUCUCAGCAAGCCUCUCUCUUCAGGACUGCACACAUGGGGAAUCGGCCACGAAUUCUUUCGCAACAGCUGUCGGUGGCGGAGCAACGAGUGACGCUGACGACGCGUGGACAGAGGUAAUCUGGCCGACUUAUCAAUUUUUCUUGUCCAGAGUUUGCGAGAUGUUCAGCUACCCGCAAGAUGGUAACAUAGAUUGCCUCAAAACAUUGGUGUCGCAGGACGUUCUUCAGAAAACUCAAAAGGAUAUGAAAGCGGCCUUCGACGCUUUCUUCAACGAAGCGAAGCGUCUAGCCCUAGUGGUAACGGAGCUGCAAGUAAUUGCGAUUCCCCGAGACGAGCACCUGUGGCUGGAUACCGCGUACAUUUCCGGCUCGUUUGGCACGCAUAUCGACGAGAAUUCGGCUGCCGACCAAGCGCGGCUCGCCAAAGAAGGCACUUCGCAGAAGCGUCUGGACACUACAACUAGCGAGGGGCUCGUGGAAUUGGAUACAGUCCUACGAAAGGUCGAGAAUAACUAUGUAGCCACUGCGAAGAGGCUCGACAUCUUCCCGCAGCCGAAGUACUCGGUAGAUUCCAGUCCACCGUAUCAGUGGAAGCAGUUACGAAUUCUUCCGAUUAGUGCGUUUCCAGACGGAAGCGACCCGCGCCUAGUACAAGCCGCUGGCAGGAAACUCCACUUCUUGCGGCUGGCGAACUCCGCGGCAGAUGUGGAGACGAAACUGGAACUGGCAGACAAAACCUACGAGGAGAUCGAGAAGGUGGCGUCGAAGGCCGUACAGGCAAUCCGUGAUGGCUUGUCGAAAGUGCGUGCUGGAGAAUUGGGCCCGACAAAGGUGCCUGACCUGAAACCACAGACAGAACCAGAGGCGACUGAGGUGAAGCCAUAAUGUAGUCUGUGCACUAAUUGGGUUAUGCUUCGCCAGUAGUUCCAUAGAAGCUCCCAUUUUAUCCUCGUGACGUUGUGGCAUGCGCGCCGGCUAUCGCACUAGAUUUCCACUUCUUGAGUCUUGGAACCAGACUCGAGACGUGCUCGAGUCGGUAUCAUCCGCCAGACAUCAGCAUUUUCGGAUGAUAAAUCCACUUCCACAUUUUGAUCUUCAGAUAUUAACCGUUUGUUGACGGUCCAUCGAAAUCGAUAACAUUCUUUUAGGUAGUGAGAAACAACCUCACACAAGAUUGACUACGCACUAUUCGUGACGAAUAUACUGAUUAAUAUAGUGGAGGCUUCUUAUGUUAUAGCUAUGCUGGAGCGGCUUCUUAUGUUGAGACAAAGAGGCGCAGAUCCGAGU